Peromyscus leucopus (white-footed mouse) is the source of this 5253-nucleotide messenger RNA. RefSeq names its product isoprenylcysteine carboxyl methyltransferase (gene Icmt). The transcript is spliced from 5 exons. Lineage: Eukaryota; Metazoa; Chordata; Mammalia; Rodentia; Cricetidae. Gene Ontology annotation, biological process: C-terminal protein methylation. The coding region runs from base 92 to 946 and encodes 284 amino acids. The record is from RefSeq and is a predicted model, not a curated record. Gene Ontology annotation, molecular function: protein C-terminal S-isoprenylcysteine carboxyl O-methyltransferase activity. Gene Ontology annotation, cellular component: membrane; endoplasmic reticulum.
CGAGUGCGCAGGCGCAGCCUUCGGGUUUCCCCGGCUACAGUCGGCGCUUCGGCCCGCUAGUCCGCCGCCGGCUCUUCCGCCGCCCUGCGCCAUGGCGGGCUGCGCGGCGCGGGUUCCGCCGGGCUCCGAGGCGCGCCUCAGCCUCGCUACCUUCCUGCUGGGCGCCUCGGUGCUCGCUCUGCCGCUGCUCACGCGCGCCGGCCUGCAGGGCCGCACCGGACUGGCGCUCUACGUGGCCGGGCUCAACGCGCUACUGCUGCUGCUCUACCGGCCGCCGCGCUACCAGAUAGCCAUCCGGGCUUGUUUCCUUGGCUUUGUGUUUGGCUGCGGUGUGCUGCUAAGUUUCAGCCAGUCCUCUUGGAAUCACUUUGGCUGGUACGUGUGCUCGCUGUCAUUAUUCCACUAUUCUGAGUACUUAGUGACAGCUGUCAAUAAUCCCAAAAGUCUGUCCCUGGACUCCUUCCUCCUGAAUCACAGUCUGGAGUACACAGUGGCUGCUCUUUCUUCUUGGAUAGAGUUCACACUUGAAAACAUCUUCUGGCCAGAACUGAAGCAGAUCAGUUGGCUCAGUACCACUGGACUGCUGAUGGUGGUCUUCGGAGAGUGCCUGAGGAAAGCCGCCAUGUUCACGGCUGGCUCCAAUUUCAACCACGUGGUGCAGAGUGAGAAGUCCGACACCCACACUCUAGUGACAAGCGGGGUGUAUGCCUGGUUCCGGCACCCCUCCUAUGUGGGCUGGUUUUACUGGAGUAUCGGAACUCAGGUGAUGCUGUGUAACCCCAUCUGUGGGGUUGUCUACGCCCUGACAGUGUGGCGCUUCUUUCGUGAUCGCACAGAAGAGGAGGAGAUCUCGCUGAUUCACUUUUUUGGGGAGGAGUACUUGGAGUAUAAGAAGAGAGUGCCCACGGGCCUGCCUUUCAUAAAGGGAGUCAAGGUGGAGCUAUGACGGGCAGCGGCCUGUGGGGCCAGGGAAUCUCUGGCCCUGCGCAGCCUAGGACCAAACUACUUCGAGCUGGCCACUGCAGAAUGAGUUUCUUAAUCAUUUUAUACGUCACUAAUUACUCCUCAGAAUGUCACUCAAAACCCAAUGGUCAGAAGGCCUUAGGACCAAAGGACCCACUGCAGCAUCCUCUUCCUGUGUGGGAUGACGGUAGAACAUGGACAAACAGUGAACAAGGAGCAUGUCACAAUGGUUCAUCAGUGCCCUUUCUCCAGUGGUGGGGUGAGGACUCACGCCACAGUCUCACACCCCCUCAGGUCAGAGUGUGUUUACACGGUGACCAGGAUACUCAGGAGAGGACACUGCCCUCUGCAGCACUUAGGCCAGAGUAUGUAGUCAGAGUUGCCACACAAUAGCAUUCAAAUUGCAUCAAAAAACCUUUAACCGAAAACACAACAUAGCUUUAACUUUUGUCUGCCGUAAGUGCGUGAAUGUCUCUGUAUUAACUCUAAAGGCCUCGACACUUCGGCUCAUACAUUUACUCAUAUUCACACACCACUUCCCUAGAUAGCAGUGGAGAUUCAAAGGGACACUGAUGCUCCAGGUUGUAUUUGGCAACAGGUAGUGCAGAUCCCUCAAAGUGCUCUGUGGCUUUGAGCAGCCAUUGCACCUGGGCCUGAGGAUGCGGGCCCGGGGUCUCCUGCAGCCCUGGCCUCAGCGAUUCUGUUCUCCAGGAAGUAUUUACCAGGUGCCUGUGCUACUGUUGAGAAAUACUGCCCUCUGUGUGUUUGGGAUUUUUAGUCUCAUUUUACCACAGCUUGUGUUUUGUAUUUUUUGUGUUGCAGUGCAGUGUGAGCCUGUCACAUUGGUUUUCCAGAGGGUAGGCACAGCUCAUGCCCCUACGAGUUCAGGCGGGUGACCCUUAAACAGCCGUCAGUCUGGCAGUGCAGUCCGUGGUCCAUUGGCGUCUUUGUUCUGCGGGUCUGAACAUUAGCUUUUUCUAUAUUGCACAUAGAAGCUUUAAGAGGUGCAACCCCUGAUUAAUCUGGGCUUGGUCUUGAUGAAAUCUUCCAAACUGGGGGUUUUGUUUGUUCUCCAAGCUUCUACUUCAGAUGUAGAAGAGUCUUAAGUAUCCAACAGACAAACGUGAGCACACUGGAUAAAGAAUCCCUCCGAAAAUUGUAGUGUGUGUUAGCUAACACACUUGGUCCUGAUAACAGCAUGCUCCAGUGUGCCUGCCUGACUGCCGUCUCCAACAGGUCAGCCCGCAGUGCUCUGUGCAGCCGGGCGCUCAGACUGGAGAACAGCCGUCCUUCAUCCUUGUCCCAGUACCACUGAGCAGACACUAACUGACACCCUGCAGGCCUGAAAAGACCAGAUCCUUAGUAUUCCUGGCCUUCAGUCUAGCCGUCUGGUAAUCCUCACGGACAGCCAUGGCCUCCCAGGCCUCAGAGGACUGUCCCUUCAUGAGCACACCAGUGCAUAGAAGCACACUUGGCAAAUAUCAGCUCAGGCGAGCCCAGGCCCCAAUGUCCAUGGUGUUGCUAAGCAUGCUGGCAGCUUGCGGUAGGUACCAUAUUGUGGGGUUGGUAAUUAAUGCCAACCUUGAAGCCAUUGGGACACCAGUCCACAAAGUGGGUGCUGCACUGGGACUUGAUGUUGGCACCGGUGGUGUUGAUGUCUUUGGGAACCGCAUCACAACAGUGCAGCCAGCAGGGAAACCCAUUGACCGUGGUGACCCACAUUUCCCUGGUUGGCUUCCUCAGCAGAGAGAAUGGGCGUGGAUGGCUGGUGGGAAGUAGAUGCAGGAAUGGGUACCUGGUGGGUCUGCAGAUGUGUCCUAUGCAUACUCAGAGGCCCAGCAACUCUGGAGGACUCCGUGAUGGAGGGCAUUCUGGCCAAGAGGGUGGUUAAAGUUAAUAUGGGCUGAGUGCUGAAUAUUGAGAUGUCCUAGGACCUUGUCAGACAAGGAGGACCGGUCAGGUGGGUGGUUAGUAUUGUGCUGUAGGAUUCAGAGUUGUUGAAACCUUGAGGGCUAUAUAAAUGGGGAAUUCUAGCUUGUUCUUGCCAUAAUAGGCAUUCCAUCAACAGGGAGGUGACCCCAGUACCUACUCCUCCACCAAAACUUUUGAGAAUCCAGAAACCUCAGCGACUUGUGCACUGGUCAGUCAGCCCGAGAAGCCAGGGAAGCAGGCAGAGCGGAGAAUUCCCCCAGCGGGAAGCGCUCUGGGGCCAGCCUGCAGGCUUCACUCACCGCUCAGGAGUAGGCAUCUGAAACUGGCUCACACAGCGGCCUGCAGGGCCUGAGUGAACCACCAGACUGACUUGCUAAUAGGCCAGAGCCUGCAGUGGCACUAACUGUGAGGGUGAAGGUGGUGGGAUGUGCCCAGCGCUGCCUCCUCACCCUCACGCCCUUCUGGGCUCAGGCUCCCCAGCGGUAGGUUGGGGCCAGCACCACCUACCUACCUCACAGGGUUGUUGUGAGGAACAGUGUCAGCUUUGGUUUUUGUUUGUUUUAAAGAUCAGAGAUUUUAUUAAUUCUUUUGCAAUUUCAUUGUAUAGUGUAUAUUUAUCAUAUUUAAUCUCAACCCCCUCCCAACUUCUCCCACAUUCAUGCCCCCUUCCAGACUCAUCUCCUUUGUGUCCUCUUUAUUUUUCCUUGAAACAAUUUUUUGUUUACUUAGCGUUUUUAUUGAGUCAUGGGAUUUUCACAUCAUGUACCCCAAUUCUUCUCACCUCCUGGUCUCCUCCCAGUGUCAGGUGUUUUAAUGCUUAGGUGAGCCAGAUGGCAUAAUGAAAUCUUUCAGUAUGAGAACUGGGUUUCUAUGUGUUAACUGAAGAUACCUGAUGUAUAUUCAAAAAACAGCUAGCCAGCUCAGAAGAAAUUUAUUUUCAGAUUACAUGGUUAAUUUUUUGUUGUUGUUGUUCUGUAUACCAAAGAGGCUUACAGGUUUGCCAGUAUCAGCAUGAGGCCAGUUGCUUUAGGAGCUGCCAGCCCUCAGGACUUCCUGAGGCAUGCAGAGUUCUGUGGUAGCCAUGACUAUUGCCCACACCUAGCUGCCCAGGAAUAACCGUGUUGGGACAGCAAUACUCAGUUUUGAAAUGUGAGUGGAUCCAGACCACACCUCCCGAAGCUCACCUCACUCACCAGGCUACAAAUGGGAGGGAGGGACGUUUGGCAGUCAGACCCAGCUAUUUCUCAGCCUGCAUCCCCCUUGAGGGCCGUGAGGUUGUCUUUUUGAUGAGUGGAGAGCAGCCCUUGGCAUUGUGGAGGGUAAGGCUGAAUGUUGGCAUUUGAUGCCACCCUCCACCUGCCAGAGGCUGGAAAGCUCAGCCUUGUGGCAGGGCCAGGAGAGAGGGAGCCCAGGCUGUGGGAUCUCUUGGUGAGAGGCUUCAUUGUACCCUAGGAGAGUUUGUGUUUUUUAAGGAAUAAUUCCACGGUGCGAGUGGAGGAAGAACAGGCCCACUCCUGAAACUUGUGGGUGAAAGUCAGCAGUCCACAAUGGAAUAUGAGCUCCUUAGUGGAAGGAUUUGGCCGCUUAUUGCUUUCCUCUGGCUGUAGUCCAGAGAUUAUCCUUAACUUUAUAAAUGUAGCAGUGACAGGUGGUGGCAGAGAAUCAGGCUAAUGAGGCUUUUCAGGUAUUAGGCCGCCAUGUCCUAGGACUUCCACAGAUUACAGAACCAUCAGGAGACUGUCUAGUUGCAGGCUUCAGAUUGGAAGUUCUUGGGUGGAAAGUAGGUACCACACAGAGAAAAGCCUACUUGGCAAUCAUGGAAACAUUCAGGAGGCCCUGCAGUUUGCAGAGGAAUGAGCCUUCAAUCAGGGCAGAAAACACACAGCAGUGGCCUUGGUGGUAGCUGCUGCUUGGUCCUAGGAUGUACACUUUAUUAAUUCUUCCCACGUAGUUGCUGACUUGGGGGCUGGUGUGUCAGGGAGGCCAUUUUUAGCGUCAGGUCCCUGAGGGCUCAGCCAAAGCUCCUAGGUCCUCUUCUCCCGCCAUCUCCCUGCCUUAGGUAGCUCCCCUUUUACAGUGGCAGCAAGGUCAGUGCCCUCAGCCUUCCCGAUGGGCGGGCGGGCAGCUUACAGCUCUGGGAAGCUUGUACCUCCUCUUCCUGAGCCUGGCCAGCCUCCGUCCUGAGUGAGUGGAGGCUGCUUGUCUGACCCAUUGAAAGGAGGGGGAUUACGGAGUAAUUACUGUACUCUUCUUUUUACACACAGAAAUGUUUAUUUAAAUAUAUUAAAUGGGAUUUUCUUUCACAGAUACUGAUUAUUCUUUUUAAUUAAAUAAAACUGUACUUGAUUUCACUAUGAA